Hemiscyllium ocellatum (epaulette shark) is the source of this 1266-nucleotide messenger RNA. RefSeq names its product synaptotagmin-B. The transcript has 8 exons. Bases 1 to 1266 code for a protein of 421 amino acids. Gene Ontology annotation, cellular component: synaptic vesicle membrane; dense core granule; axon. Gene Ontology annotation, molecular function: calcium ion binding; clathrin binding; phosphatidylserine binding. The record is from RefSeq and is a predicted model, not a curated record. Lineage: Eukaryota; Metazoa; Chordata; Chondrichthyes; Orectolobiformes; Hemiscylliidae. Gene Ontology annotation, biological process: regulation of dopamine secretion; synaptic vesicle endocytosis; calcium ion-regulated exocytosis of neurotransmitter.
AUGAAGCCUCGGGCAACCAAUCCACAGGCUGUGGUGGCACCUAUUGUCACAACUACCAUGAUGCCAGCUGAUACUGGAGAUAACUCAACAGAGGCUGGAGGCCUUGGAGAAGGGAAAAAUGAUGUUUUUGAGAAGCUGAAAGAGAAAUUUAUGAAUGAACUGCAGAAAAUUCCAUUGCCUCCUUGGGCUUUGAUCGCCAUAGCUAUUGUCAGUGGCCUGCUUCUUCUCACCUGCUGCCUCUGUAUCUGCAAGAAAUGCUGCUGUAAAAAGAAGAAAAACAAGAAGGAAAAGGGCAAGGGGAAAAAGAAUGACAUUAAUAUGAAAGAUGUGAAAAACUCUGGUGGAAAUCAGGAUGAUGACGAUGCAGAAACUGGUUUAACUGAAGGUGAAGACAAAGAUGAGGAACCAAAAGAGGAAGAAAAACUCGGAAAAUUGCAAUUUUCACUGGACUAUGACUUCCAGAAUAACCAGCUAACUGUGGGAAUUCUUCAGGCAGCUGAACUUCCUGCAUUGGACAUGGGCGGCACAUCUGAUCCUUACGUUAAGGUCUUCCUGCUUCCAGACAAGAAGAAGAAAUAUGAGACGAAGGUUCAGAAAAAGACUCUCAACCCUGUCUUUAAUGAGUACUUUACAUUCAAGGUUCCUUAUCAAGAGCUGGGUGGAAAGACCCUGGUGAUGGCCGUUUAUGACUUUGACCGAUUUUCCAAACAUGACUGCAUUGGUCAAGUGUUGGUACUAAUGACAAAGGUGGACCUUGGUCAACAGCUUGAAGAAUGGAGAGACCUCGAGAGUGCUGAGAAGGAAGAGCCGGAGAAACUGGGAGACAUUUGCACCUCUUUGCGCUAUGUUCCAACGGCAGGGAAACUCACUGUCUGCAUCCUGGAAGCAAAGAACCUGAAGAAAAUGGACGUGGGAGGACUCUCAGAUCCUUACGUAAAGAUACAUCUGCUGCAGAAUGGAAAACGACUGAAGAAAAAGAAAACAACAGUUAAGAAAAACACACUGAACCCUUACUACAAUGAAUCAUUCAGCUUUGAAAUUCCAUUUGAACAAAUACAGAAAGUCCAGGUUUGUGUCACAGUCUUGGACUACGACAAGAUCGGCAAGAACGAUGCCAUUGGCAAGAUUUUUGUUGGCAGCAAUGCCACCGGAACGGAGCUUCGUCACUGGUCAGACAUGCUGGCAAAUCCCAGGCGGCCUAUUGCACAAUGGCACUCUCUAAAACCAGAGGAAGAGGUCGAUUUAGCUCUUGGCCUCAAGAAGUGA